AUGUUCUCUAACGAUCAUCACCAACCUGGCGAGCCAUCCCACGUUGAGCGUCAGCCUACUGAUUGCAGGAGGCCAGUCAUCAUCGGUCUGUAUGGUCUCCCUGGCUCUGGGAAAACUUACUGGUUGGACAAACUGAAGCAGGAACUCAGCGAUGGAAACUUCAUAUGCUACGAGGGUAGCCAUGUGAUUGCAGCCUUGACCCCCGGGGGGCUUGAUGCAUUCCAGCAAUUAUCAGAAGAUGCAAAAGUCGAGUACCGUCAUCGCGCCAUCGCAAAAAUUGAGGGGGAGUGUCGUGAUAGUGGAAAAAGUGCCAUUGUUGCCGGACAUUACAUGUUCUGGCCCGAAGAGGACGAGCAUGGUCGAUCAGUUUGUGUACAGGGGGAUUUGGAAACAUACACACAUAUUCUAUAUCUGAAUAUUUCUCCUGCAGCAAUUGCAGAAUAUCGGUCGAAUGACGUGAAGCGAUACCGACCGACUGCAUCCAUCGCACAUCUGAGAAAAUGGCAGGAGACUGAGAAAAGCCAGCUAAGUCGUCUUUGCAGAUCCAAUCACAUUCUCUUUACAACCGUGUCCCCAUCUCGGAUAUCCGCGAGCAUGCUGUGUUCCCUUAUUCAAGAGUUUCGAGACCACACAGAAGAUGGAAACCUGAAACUUGCCAAAGAAAGAGUGGAUAAGCUCGUUGCUAUCGGCCCUGAAAGACUUGAAACAAUCUUGGUAUUUGAUGCAGACAAGACGUUGGCAGCUCAGGAUAGCGGAGUAAUCUUUUGGGAGCAAGUCUGUGAGAAAUCGACUGAAAAAGACCGCAUCAGCCUCCUGAAAACUUUGUUUGGCGGUCCCCUGCAGUAUUCGUACACUGCUUUCCGCCAAGCCACUUUGCUCUACGAAGAAGCCGUUGAUGACGAUGAAUUUGAUCGUUGUUGCUCAGAAGUGGCAUCAAUGGUAUCUAUGCACUCCGAAAUCGUUCAAUUCUUGCACUUUGUCCGGGAUUACAGCCAUGUUCGUGCAGUCGUUAUUACUUGCGGACUAGGUGCUAUAUGGGAGAGGGUCCUCCGCAUGGAGGGUCUUUCGAAUACUGUCAAAGUGAUUGGGGGUGGCCGCUUGAGUGACGGUUUGGUCAUCACACCGGCAGUCAAAGCUGCGUUGGUGUCACACCUACGUACUACACACCAGCUUUACGUUUUCGCAUUUGGUGACGGUCCGGUUGAUCUGGAGAUGCUUCAAGCGGCUGACCAGGCUAUUGUUGUGACUGGCGAUGAAGAAAACAGGAGCAAAACGAUGGAGAAUAAGCUGGCAGAUGUCCUUGGCAUAGAUGGAUUUCACCCCCGGCAGGUGCUUCUCCCACCAAGUACAAAACCUCGUCUGGAUACGUCUCGGUUACCUCUGGUUCGACUGAUGAGCCGGGAUUUUAUGGACAUGGCUCUCGGUCGCCAUCAAGAUUUGAAUAUUAUUCAUGCUACCGAGCGAUCCGCUGCCAAGCUACUCAUGACAUCGAUGCGCGAUGCUUCUGUUUCGGGACCUGCUCUAAGAGAUAUCCAUCAUCGUGUUGGAUGGUACCUUGCGACAGAGUUCUGCACCCGAAUCAUUGGCAUCGAACCAUAUCCGAUUAAACAUGUUCAGGGCCACGAGACUGACGGUUAUCGGCUCCUGCAUGAGAAACAAACAUUGAUUGUGCCGCUCAUGCGUGGAGGCGAACUGAUGGCCUUCAGUGUGAAUGAGGCUCUACCGCUCGCCAUAUUUCUACAUGCGAAGCUUCCAAGUGAUAUCCAACGCCAAAAUUUGGCCAACAUCGUCACAGUCAUCCUGGUCGACUCGGUGGUGAACAGCGGCAAAUCAAUUCUAGACUUCGUGCAGCAUAUUCGUAGCCUUCAUGGUACUAUUCGCAUCGUGAUAGUUGCUGGAGUCAUACACUCCCAGACGAUCUCUGCGGGCAGGAUUGCCCAGACGCUUGGUCGAAUCCGAAACCUCUCCUUUGUUGCCUUGCGUCUAUCAGAGAACAAAUUCACCGGCAGAGGAACUACUGACACGGGUAAUAGACUGUUCAACACAACGCAUAUGCCUUGA
This is a messenger RNA of Penicillium paradoxum, 2061 nucleotides long. RefSeq lists its product as uncharacterized. Gene Ontology annotation, cellular component: cytoplasm. The coding region runs from base 1 to 2061 and encodes 686 amino acids. NCBI's taxonomy places the organism in Eukaryota, Fungi, Ascomycota, Eurotiomycetes, Eurotiales, Aspergillaceae. Gene Ontology annotation, biological process: dephosphorylation; L-serine biosynthetic process. The transcript has a single exon. Gene Ontology annotation, molecular function: magnesium ion binding. The record is from RefSeq and is a predicted model, not a curated record.